CAUGCACUAUAGCACCAAAAAACAGAAGAUUUGUCUCUGAAAUGGUCUAAUUUCGCCAUAACCACCGAUCCCACACCCUCUAUUUGUCCGCAUCCACCAUCUCUCUGCACUCACCGUCACUGCUAUGCACCAUUACACUCGCAUCAUCAUCGUUAUUGUGUCUCGUGUUUCACACAUUUUUCAUUUCUUUUGAAACUACCCAAUCAUUCCUACAUUGUGUUUUUCAUUUUCACGCUAAGAUCUGUUCUUCCUUCCCAAUCCCGCCUCAGAUGCAGACUCUCCCUUCUUUGUCUUGCAUCAGAGGUUUUCUCCCCUCUUCCCUCUCAUGAAUCUCGCUCUCCCUUUAAAUUUCUUCACCCAACUCGGAUGUGGCUUCGUGCUUUUCACAUGUCUCUCUCGCUUUCUCAAUUUUCUCGGCAUGGUUUUGAUGCUAGGUUUCUGUUUCAAGAUUCUUCACUUGGGUUGGCGUUUUAAGGGUACACUUCGUUUCCUAUGUAAUUUUGGAGGCAUGCCCAGAAUUCGUCUCUGUUUGGAGAACAUGAUAUGGGAAGUUUCUAAGCCAAAGGUUCCGUCUUUGGAUAAUGGGUCUGACCCGAAUACCAAUUCUGUGAUCAAGAAGAGCUCUAAUGUUGCUGGAGAGAAAGUGAGAGAUGGUUUGGAGAAUGGGUCGGAAGGAAAAGACGAGAGUGAAUGCGAGGUUGGGGAUGUGGAUGAGGUGUUUGAUGUAAAGACUCUGAGAGAGUUGAUAAAGCUUGAGCGCAAGAAAGCCAAUGCUGCUUUUGCGGAGCUUGACCAGGAACGAACAGCUGCUUCUUCAUCGGCGGAUGAGGCAAUGUCGAUGAUUCUCCGGCUUCAGAAUGAGAAGAGCUCGGCUGAAAUCGAAGCUAAUCAGUUCCGCAGAAUGGCUGAGCAGCGAUUAGAGUAUGAUGAUGAAGUGAUUGAGUCUUUGCAAUGGACUAUCACACGGCAUGAAUCUCAUAGGAGCGUGUUGGAAGAGCAGUUGAGGGUUUAUAGAGAAGAGCUCUAUCGAUAUCUUGAGGAGGAUGAGAUAGAACAACUUGAAGCCGGUGUUAAUAGGGGUAAGAGUUUUGAGAAUGAAGCGGCUGAUUCUGGGAUAGAACAGCAUGAAACCAAUGUUAGUAGGGGUAAGAGUUUUGAGAACGAAGCUGUUGAUUCCGAGAUAGAACAACUUGAAGCCGAAGUUAGUAGGGAUAAGAAUUUUGAGAACGAAGCUGUUCAUUCUGGGAUAGAACAACUUGAUGCCCAAGUUAGUAGGGGUAAGAGUUUUGAGAAUGAAGCUGUUGAUUCCGGGAAAGAACAACUUGAAGCCGAAGUUAAUAGAGAUAAGAGUUUUGAGAACGAAACUGUUGAUUCCGGGUUAGAACAACUUGAAGCUGAAGUUAAUAGGGAUAAGAGUUUUGGUAACAAAUCUGUUGAUUCUGGGAUAGAACAACUUGAAGCACAAGUUAGUAGAGAUAAGAGUUUUGAGAAUGAAGUUGUUGAUUCCGGGAUAGAAAAACUUGAAGCCAAUAUUAGUAGGGGUAGGAGUUUUAAGAAUGAAGCAGUUGAUUCUGUAGUUAGCACUUCUGAAACCAGAUCACAGACCUUGUAAGUUCCCAAGGUUGUGUUAUAUACAAAACAAAUGCGUUUACUUCACUUUUCUUUUGAACUUUUUUUGUGUAGUGUAAAUUAUAUUAAUCCAUAACUUUAGUAUUGAUAAUCUUGAGCGUUAAUGUAUAUAUUGAUCGAUAUUGAUGUUUUUGCAUGCUAAUUAAUUAGAUUCCAGUUUCAGGUUUGUUAGUGUAGAUUAUAUUAUAACUUUGUUGAAUGAAUGCAUCCAAACAAACAGAUUUCCGGUA
Molecule: messenger RNA, 1859 nt
Organism: Vicia villosa (hairy vetch)
Lineage: Eukaryota; Viridiplantae; Streptophyta; Magnoliopsida; Fabales; Fabaceae
Product: myosin-binding protein 3-like
Exons: 1
Coding region: 326-1612 (428 amino acids)
Source: RefSeq, a predicted model, not a curated record